AUGAUCAAUUUUUAUCGCAAAUUUCUUAAAGAUGCUGCAAGAUUUCAGGCUCCUCUCCAUGAAUACACUCAGGGUGCUAAUGUCAAAGGCUCUCACUCCGUCGCCUGGACACCUGAGGGCGAUACCGCUUUCACCACCUGCAAGGAGGAGCUACGAAAAGCAACGUUACUGGUCUAUCUGGACACGACACUCCCGUGGGCCAUCUUCACCGAUGCUUCCGAAUACGCCAUCGGUGCAGUCCUGCAGCAACAACGAGGACAGCACUGGGAACCACUGGCAUUUUUCUGCCAGAAACUACAACCUGCGCUGAGGAAACACUGCCCUUACGAUCGAGAGCUCCACGCAAUCUACGCUGCCAUCAUAAGACCAUUGCUUCACGCCUUCGCCCAGGAUCCCGACAGAGCCACGCCGUGGCAGUUCCACCGCCUGGAUUUUAUCGGCCAGUUUUCGACCGACAUCCAGUACGUGGCCGGCAAGGACAACGUGGUCGCCGAUGCGCUUUCUCGUAUCGAGGCAAUCUCUGCUGCCGUCUCUACGAAUGAGCUUGCCGAAGCUCAAGCCGCUGACGAGGAGCUCCAGCAACUUCACCAGUGUCAACAUCACGACGCUCUCGCCCUACGACCUGUCAAUGUUCCAGACUGCGCCACGCCUAUCUAUUGCGACGUGUCUGGCGAUCAGAUUCGCUCUUUUGUUCCUGUGCCGUUGAGAAGAAGAAUUUUCGACGCCCUCCAUAGCGUUAGCCAUCCUCGGGCCCGAGCCUCAACGAAGCGGCGCUUCGAGCACAUACACGUGGACAGAGGGUAUCGCAACUGCCUGACAAUCAUAGACCGUUUCACCAGGUUUCCAGAGGCGUUCCCCAUCGAGAACACUGGAGCCGAGUGUGUCGCUCGAACGUUCUUUUCUGGAUGGAUCUGCCGCUACGGAGUGCUGCUUCGAAUUACAACCGACCAGGGGACACAGUUUGAGAGCCAGCUGUUCAACGCUCUCGCUCGUCUUCUCGGUAGCAGACAUAUUCACACCACCACGUUCCAUCCUGAGUCAAAUGGAAUGGUGAAACGUCUGCAUCGCCAUCUGAAGGACACCAUUCGCUGUCAUGAAAGCGAUUCGUGGGUGGACACGCUGCCUAUCGUCCUUCUCGGAAUCCGCGCCUGGAAAGAAGACCUCGGCGCAACUCCUGCCGACGUCGUCUUCGGUGAACCGCUCCGACUACCGGGGGAAUUUCUUGCUCCCUCGCCACCACGCGGGCUACCGCCUACCAAUAUCGCCGAUCGUCUGAGGAAUUAUUUCGCCGAUCUCGCUCCUCAACCCGUCGCCCGUCAUGGCCAGAGGAAGAUUUUCGUCUUUAAGGAGCUCGCAAACUGCUCACACGUCCUCGUUCGUCGCGACGCUCCCCAUCACGCCUUCACGUCCCCAUACGAGGGGCCACACCAAGUAAUAUCGAGGUACGAGGAACACUUCGUCAUUCGAAUCAGAGGCGAAAAUACCGUAGUCUCCAUCGACCGUCUCAAACCCGUUUUCUCGCUCCCAGACGAGGAGCACAACAAUGACAACGAAGCUAACGACGAUUCCGACGACGGCAAUACGACGCCGACUAUACCACCUUCACCGGAGUCACCGCAACCGGGAACAUCUCAACGUUCGUCAUCUUAUCGCCCAUCUGACACCGGCUCAUCGACGUCAUCAAUUCAGAAGCGCGUCAGAUUCGCUAAACGACAUCAGCUGUUCUCGACAAAUCGAUAUUAUUGA
Diachasma alloeum is the source of this 1746-nucleotide messenger RNA. RefSeq lists its product as uncharacterized. NCBI's taxonomy places the organism in Eukaryota, Metazoa, Arthropoda, Insecta, Hymenoptera, Braconidae. The record is from RefSeq and is a predicted model, not a curated record. Gene Ontology annotation, biological process: DNA integration. Gene Ontology annotation, molecular function: nucleic acid binding. Bases 1 to 1746 code for a protein of 581 amino acids. The transcript is spliced from 3 exons.